CACUACUCUCGUCCCUCUCUGACCCACAGUCAGUCGCACACAUUUACACACAUGCGGGUGGACGGCGGAUUCUGAAAUCUCCGUGAAGAUGGUGGUACCGGGGACGUUUUUUUAACUGUGCUUGGAGAGCUCACAUAACGCUUUACAGCGGUAUCCAUUGUGCCUCUUCUGGAAAGAAAGACCGGCGAAUGGCCAGACAACUGGGAAUAGAACAUCUCAAAGGGAUAGAGAGGAUCGGACGGGAAGUGCGUUUAAAUAGCUAAACCCGCAAAUCUGCCUUGAAUUACAAUUGAAGUAUUUGAACAGAAGAAACAGACGUCUGCUUCUUCAUGCAAUUGAGUUAAAGUGGGGGAUCAAGGAGCCGCUUGUCUGUUCAGGGAGGACUCGGUGUCCGGGGGAUACGAGGAGGGGAGAAAGCUGGUAAUUAGCCCAUAUUCUCCACUUGCUAUUCGUCUGCGACUCAAUGGGAAGAAUAGUGGCGUGGGAAAAGUUUCCAUCAAACGAGCAAAGGAGGACGGAAAGGGGCAACAUACAACCAAGACUGGCUUCCUCCGUGGCCCUGUAUGGAUGGCAGACUGAAGUUUACUGACAAUUCAAUUGCCGGUCACUCGUGGAAUUAUGGGAGAAACCAGUGCCAGUUAUCAGGAAAUUAAAAUAAAUGUUAUGUUGACUUGACUGUUUUUGUAUUAUCAAAACAAGAUUUACUCAACACAGACUGAGCAUGGGCUGGAUCUAAUAAAGUAGGUAUUUGCGCGUGUAGGCCUACACUUGAUCUCCAAUUAAAUUGUGGGUCUACUACAUUUUGCAGCUCUUUUCUCUAUUCUGCCACCUUGUCCUCUUCAAAUUGCCCACUUCUAUCAGCGUGGAUCCCCGGGAAUUGGAGGCGCAGCUUUGGAAAUUCCGGAGAGGGACCUCAGGAAAGGACGGGGCUCCAUCCAUGGAAAUACUUAGAAUAGGCCUUUUCCCAAUCACAGCCAGAGCAUUUGGGUAAAGAAGGAUAAUGGGCAUUAGACGUCAGUGUUUGUUUACUCUUUCUUGUUUAUGGGAAGACAUUUCCGCCUUAAAUAACCCAGCACAUGUCAAACAAUAGUUCCGUAACUGUGGCUUUUCUUGCGAUGCCUUUACAACGCCGGCGCGUGGGUUUAUUUGGGGAAUACGGGAUAAAGUUCUACACACACUAAGUGUUUACGCGUGAAGUUUGAAAUGAUUAUUUUUCUCAUAUAUCACUGUAAAUUGGAAUCAAUUUCUGAAUGCAUUAUAGUCUACUUUCUUAAAAGCAUUACCAUGUAAUAUAUAACAUAUAAGAGAGGACAGGCAGGAGGCUACAGUUCUGUAGAGACAAAUAUAAAUGCAGACGGGAUCUAAAAUCGAUAGAGGAUUAUUUUGACAGUGCAUGUACAAAGAAUGGCUAUGCAGGCAGCCAAGUAGUGAGAGCAUGAAGGAAUUUGAUCCAGGUUUCAGUUGUCAUUAUCUGAAGAAUUUGUCCCAAUAUACCAGUAGUCUACAGUCGGCUAUUUAGUCAGGGGAGAGCCUUGGAAAUACUACUGAAUACUGCUAAAGUAGUAUUACACAACUAGGUUUCUACAGUCAACAUAAUUAUGUUAUGUAAGAUUUUGACUUCUCCCCAAAUCUUUUUCAAUGAGUCAAAAACAGUUGUCAGUACUUGGACUGGAACCGAAUGAACUGUGCGACACAAGUGAGUCAAAACAGAGGAGAAGGUAUAGGAAUGCGAGUAUUGACGUCAUGAGGGGCAAUAAUUAACAGAUCAAAAUUCAGUACAGGCUAACUGUCAGACUUUUUCUUUGGAGAUGUUUUCUGUUAGUGCAUAAUUUAUUUGUUCUAGUCUAGAGGGUACCACACUCAAUACAUUCAUAGCCUACAUUGCCUUGCAAAUAGCAAUUCGCUCUAUUGUUGUCGAAUUUCUGUUAGAUUAAAAAGCAACAUGGCAUCCCCCCAACAUCAGCAGCUGCUGCCUCACAACACAGAGGUGAGCUGUGACUCAAGCGGCGAGGGCAGCGUCUCUGUGAGGAUCAGCAGUAGUGUCAAACACAAGCACGGAGGAGGAGCCGGGGCGCUGGGUGGCAUGGGAGGAGGCUUCAUGGGGAGUGGGUCCAAACACUGCAAGUACAGCAUCUCCUCUAGCUGCAGCUCGGGAGAGUCCGGGGUUCUCAGGUCUGUGGUUAAGGGGCUGCGAACCCAGAGGAAGAUGCCCCAGCUGUUCGAAAGGUCUGCUGGGCACUUCUGGGACCCAAAGUUUGACUCUCCCAUCCUGGAGGAGGCAUGCAGGGAGAGGUGCUUUCCCCAGACCCAGCGGAGGUUCCGCUACGUCCUCUUCUACCUGUUCGCCGCCAGCCUCCUCUGGGGGGUGUACUUUAGUGCCAACCCCGACCGGUGUGACCGAACUGCCUUCCUCGUCCCCACCGCCUGCUUCCUCCUCUUCUGCCUCCUCCUCUUCCUUUUGACGUUCACAAGGAUCUACGUCCGCUGCUACAACCAGGCGUCGCUGCUGCUCAUCGUGGUGACCUUUGCCCUCACCCUGGCACCCCAGAUCCAGACAGCCGGCUUCAGGGACCUGGAGACCCUCCCUCCUGAGGAUGUGGUGGAGGAUGCGGAGGACUUCAGUGGCAUGGAGCCCAGAAAUGUGACCUUCAACCGGGACUUACCCACGGGCAGCGCCUGCCUAUCUCCAGUAGGGACCUUCUCCCUGGGCAUGGAGGUGCUGCUGCUACUCUACAGCGUCCUCCACGUCCGACUCUAUGCCUCGGUGCUACUGGGACUUCUCUACUCUGUGCUCUUUGAGGCUCUGGGAUGGCUUCACCUCACCCAGGCUGCUGGGGAUGGUUGGAGCCAGGCCUUGGAGGGGUCUGACUGGGACACUCUACGCUGGCUGGGGCCAGCCAAAGCUUUGCUCCACCUGUGCGCCCAUGCCAUCGGCAUCCACCUUUUCAUCAUGUCUGAGGUGCGAUCGCGAAGUACCUUCCUCAAGGUGGGCCAGGCCAUCAUGCACGGCAAGGACCUGGAGGUGGAGAAGGCGCUGAAAGAACGCAUGAUCCACUCUGUGAUGCCUCGGAGGGUGGCCGAUGACCUGAUGAAGCAGGGCGACGAGGAAGGCUUGGCGGGCGGGAGCUCGGCCAAGCGCUACUCCAGCAGCGGCGCGGCGGCCGUCAUCUCCAGUCCCAAGAACAACAAGAGGAAUAAGACCUCAAUCCCGAGAGGCCAGAUCAUCUUCAGACCCUUCAACAUGAAGCGCAUGGAGCCCGUCAGCAUCCUCUUCGCGGAUAUCGUAGGCUUCACCAAGAUGUCUGCCAACAAGUCGGCCCAUGCCUUGGUGGGGCUCCUCAAUGACCUCUUUGGACGUUUUGACCGGCUGUGUGAGCUGACGUGCUGUGAGAAGAUAAGCACCCUCGGGGACUGCUACUACUGCGUGGCAGGCUGCCCUGAGCCUCGGGCUGACCAUGCCUACUGCUGCGUAGAGAUGGGGCUGGGCAUGAUCCAAGCCAUCGAACAGUUCUGCCAGGAGAAGAGCGAGAUGGUUAACAUGAGGGUGGGCGUCCACACGGGCACUGUCCUCUGCGGUAUCCUCGGGAUGAAGCGAUUUAAGUUCGACGUGUGGUCCAACGACGUGAACCUGGCCAAUUUGAUGGAGCAACUGGGCGUGGCCGGGAAGGUGCACCUAUCAGAGGCCACCGCCAACUUUUUGGAUGACCGGUACCAGCGGGAGAACGGACGGGUCACUGAGAGGGUUGGACAGAGCGUGGUGGUGGACCAGCUGAAAGGAUUGAAGACCUACCUGAUCUCAGGGAGGAAGGUGGAGCCGUGCUACUGUAGCUGUUCCCAGCUGGGCCUGGUUGGCCUGGAGCCUGGGGGACACCGCUGUCCCACAUCCCAUGCCCACACCCCAGAUGGAGCCCCCAGAGCCCCCUCAGCCUGUGGCCUACCCCAGAGAGGGGCUCCCGACAGGGCCAAGUCUCAUUGUCUCUCCUGCAGUGCGGCUGUAGUUCCAAAGGAGGAUCAGGUUCUGGAGAAGGGCACGGUGCAGAACGGUUGCCAUGACGAUCACACGACCAAUAGCAGCAAGGACACCUCAUCUCUCAAAUGUCCCUCCCAGGCCCCCUUAGGCUGCAGCCCUAAGGCCCUGAACGGUCUGCUGAGCCCCAGGCUGGAGGAGCCCCUGACCAACAGCCAGACGUCCCUGUGUGAGAUGCUCCAGGAGAAGGAGAAGAAGUGGGGUGGAGGGGCCAUGGGGAUGGACCACUCUGCUCUCAUCCCCCUGCGCUCCAAGAACUUCAGAGAGAGGAGCGACGCUCACUUUGUGGAUGUUAUCAAAGAGGACAGUCUGAUGAAGGACUACUUUUUCAAGCCUCCCAUCAACAAGCUGAGCCACACCUUCCUGGACAGAACCCUGGAGUCUGCCUACAGGACCAGCUACCAGGAAGAGGUGGAGACCCAGGCAGCGGUACAGACCUUUGCCAGUCCUACCUUCAGCUCUUUCCUGGACAUGGUCCUGUGUUGCUCAGUGUUCCUGGCCCUCUCCCUGGCCUGCCUCCUCCGGCCCCUGCUCUCCCUCCCUGGGGCCCCUCUGCCUGCCCCGGCCCUCGCCCUGGUUGCCGUGGCCACCCUGCUGGAGGCCCUGGCGCUGGUGCUGUCUAUACGGAUGGCCUUCUACCUGGACAGCGUGAUGAGCUGCACUAGAACCCUGCUGAGGGCCAUCUCUGGCUGGGUCCCCCGUCACCUGAUAGGGGCCGUGCUGGUGUCCCUGCCCGCUGUGUCCGUCUUCUCACACGUCACCUGUGACAUGCACCUCUCCAUACAGUUCACCAUGCUCACCUGCUGUGCAGUGAUCAUUGCCAUCAUCCAGUACUGUAACUUCUGCCAGCUGAGCUGCUGGAUGCGCUCGGCCAUGGCCACGGUGGUGGGACUGGUGCUGUUCGCCCUGCUCUUCAGCCCGCCCUGCAGUUCUGCCAACAGUAUGUUAUUUUGGUCUGGCGACGCCACCAACAACAGUAACCGCAGCAGUGUUGUACAUGGUCAGCCUGAGCCCGCCGCUGACCCCGUGCCCCGCCUCCAGGACCUGCUGGGCCCCGAGGUGGGAGUGGCCUUCUUCCUGCUCCUCCUGCUCGUCUGGUUCCUCAACCGCGAGUUCGAGGUCAGCUACCGCCUCCAUUACCACGGCAACGUGGAGGCCGACCAGCACCGCAUCAAGAUCCAGAACAUGAGGGACCAAGCCGAUUGGUUGCUUAGGAACAUCAUCCCCAUCCACGUGGCAGAGCAGCUCAAAGUGACUCAGAGUUACUCCAAAAACCAUGGUAAUGUUGGCGUGAUUUUUGCCAGUAUCGUUAACUUUAGCGAGUUCUACGAGGAGAGUUACGAGGGCGGCAAGGAGUGCUACCGCGUGCUCAACGAGCUCAUCGGUGACUUCGACGAACUGCUUCGCGAGCCGCCCUUCAACAACAUCGAGAAGAUCAAGACCAUUGGUGCCACGUACAUGGCGGCGGCUGGGCUGAACGCGCAGCAGUGCGCCGAGACGCCGCACCCUCACGGCCACCUGCGGGCGCUGUUUGACUUCGCACUGGAGAUGAUGCGCGUGGUGGACGACUUCAACAAGAACAUGCUGGGCUUCAAGUUCAAGUUGCGCAUUGGUUUCAACCACGGUCCUUUGACUGCAGGGGUGAUUGGCACCACUAAGCUGCUCUACGACAUCUGGGGCGACACUGUGAACAUCGCCAGCCGCAUGGACACUACGGGCGUGGAGUGCCGCGUGCAGGUGAGCGAGGAGAGCUACUGCGCCCUCAGUGCCAUGGACUACAACUUCGACUACCGCGGCACAGUCAACGUCAAGGGCAAAGGUCAAAUGAAGACCUUUCUGUUCCCCAAGAGUGCGGACAGCGGCGCCCCCGUGCCUCAGUACCUGCUCUCCGUCUCGCCAGAGAUCCGGGUGCAGGUGGACGGGAGUAUCGGGCGCUCGCCAACAGAUGAGCUCUCUAAUAUGGUGCCUAGCUCCAUCUCUGGUGUACCCAGUACCACCAGUCCCUCGCUCAGCUCUGGGGUGUCCACGGGUCUGCUGCGGCUUGAGAGGGGGGUGGUGGAGGCUGGAGAUAGGCCAGACAGUCGGCAACAAUACUACUGUAGCCCUACUACUACAGAGACCAUCGCAGCCAGACGCUCCUCCUCAUCAUCCUACGUUGGUCUAGCCUCCCUGCCUAUCACAAGUCAAGCUGGAGCUACUUUGAAAGUCAAACAACCAAAUCUGUCCAUCACUAAUAAAGAUGAAACUCCUUCAACCAGCGUCCAACAACCAAAUCUGCCCACCACUAGUCUAGCUGGAGCUCUUUUGACAGUCCAACAACCAAGUCUACCUAUCAAUAAUAAAGGUGAAACUCCUUCAACCAACGUCCAACAACCAAAUCUGCCCACCACUAGUCUAGCUGGAGCUCUUUUGACAGUCCAACAACCAAGUCUACCUAUCAAUAAUAAAGGUGAAACUCCUUCAACCAACGUCCAACAACCAAAUCUGCCCACCACUAGUCUAGCUGGAGCUCCUACAACAAACGUCCUCCAACAACCAAAACCUGUGGUGCCUGCCUCCCUCCAGUCUCUCUCCCCUCAGAAUGCCACAGCAACUGAGUCACGGAAGGAGGUGGAAAAAGAGAAAGAGGAGCAGGACGAUGAUGACAUUAUUGGCGAGCUAACGAAACUCUAAGACUGUUAUGUCUGCGAUAGUUUUUUGCAUUAGCCUUCAGCCCUUUAAGCACGGCCUUUCUUGCAUUCCUGCCAGUUGAAGCUUAUUAUGGAACAGUCAUAUGUGACGAGAAGGCAUACAGGAGGGAGCACCUAAAUGGCAGACUGUAAGAAAACAGUUUCUUGCUCCUCUGUUGUCAAUUCCUCUCCAGGUUCGUGCUCAUUAGGACACACCUUUGUUAAUCUUUUUGCAACUGUAUGCGAAAAUGAGCGUUUCUUAUUGAACAAGUUCAGAUACUACGUCUGUUUUCUUCCCGUUCAUGCCCACUGAACACGACCGAUGUAUCUGGUGGCCACAGUAAGAGUGAAUAAGAAGAUAGGGAAAGUACGAUGGGCGCUAUUACUUAACUUAUGUUGCUAUAGAAACCCAGCCUCCUAUGAUCUACUUGAUUCUCACUAACAUCUUUAGUCUUUUUUUGUUAAUGUAUGUUUUUGGAUUUUUUUUUCUCGCCUUUGUUUUUUAAUGUCUUGAUUAAGUGCCUUUAGCACAAAAUAAUGUGUAGAACAAGCUGGUCUGGACGAGGAACGAAGAAGAAGCAUAAAGGGGAAAGAACGCUGGGAAAGACUUCUACACUACCAAACUGUGAACCUUAUGUACAUUUUAAGGCAAAAGCUUGGUUUCUGUCAGUUUGUUAUAGUUGUCUUUGGUCUGUGUAGCUAUGAAAUUGCUUGUAUUACUGUAGGUAAGGAGUUUACAAGAAUCGGAGCAAUAAGAAAUGCCACAGUGAAGAGUGAAUGAUGGGUUACAAAGGGAAGCAAGAUGGAGUCGUCUUUUCACAGUGAAUCACUUUAAAUUGUCUAAGAAAAGCACAGGCCUCGCCUCGCACAAUGCUCUCAGACAAACCCACAACAAUAUCUAGAACAUCAGUCGGAAGGCUUGACUGUGUGCUUGUGUCUGUGCGCUACACUACAGUAAUAACUGCCAUCCACGGCCUCAUGCGGAGAGGUGGCUGUAAGUUGUCAUUCUGCAACUGAUGAAACCGUGGGGAGAAGGUGGGGAGUGUGAUUAAGACAUAAUGAAAUCCCUCUGGCUGAUGUGGUAUCUUUUCUCCUGGCCCUGGUUAAAAGUAAGGACCUCUGUCUUACUAGCCUCAAGCCGUCAACUAGACCUUGGUAAUAGUAAUUAGGGCUGAAUCCUAACUCCCACUUAAGUCUGUUUUAAGUCAAAGUCUCCAAUUGACAUCAAUGCAUGACUAAGUGAAAAUGUUUAAGUUAGGACUUGACCCUAACUCUUUAACAUAUCACUAAUUAGCUUCAGCUGCACAUUAGCUUUGCAAGUCUAUAAAGCUAACUUUUAGCACCACAGGUUGGUUCAUGUGCCAUAACCUCUUCCUAGUCUUUUACAGGAAUGCAAUCUGUUGUUAGGCUACCGUUGUUGAGGUUUGAAGCGCACCCCUCUAGGUAGGCCUCCUAAUAGGUAGUUGCUAUUGAACGUGCUGGUUUGCUUACAAUACACUUAACAAUCUGCUCAAAUUGUUACAUGUGCAUCAUGUACAUAUCAUGUGGAAUAGGCAAGAGCACAAACAGAUCUGGGACCAGGCUAGUAGUCUCUUGUGACGGACCUGAGUUAAGAUGUUGAGUGAUCCAGUUUAACGGAAUGGUAGAUUGGUAUAUUGACCUUCAAAUAGGACUUGAUCUGCUAUCGCCACGCCCCCCUCUGUUACUCUACCGUCCGGCUAUUUAGAAAUACAUGCAAGGGGGAAUGCACCCGAUUCCUCUUGUUACAGCAUUCCUGCCUAAUUAGAUCCUGGAUAAUAAGGGACGUUUCUAACAUGUGUCAUGUAAACAACAUAUACAAAUAAACAUGUAAAGUGUGCAUGUUCAGUGCUACAUAUUUUCCUAUUGGUUUUGUGUGGUUUGUUUUGUUGAAGUUGAGAUCUUGUUGUUUUCUUUUUAUAUAUAUACAUGUACUGUAUGCAUUGUUUUAUCAGAACCUUUCUUGAGAUAAUUGAGUAUGGUGAACUGUACAGUGCAUAUCCUCCAACUGCAAGUCUAAUCAUCCCUGUCACUUUCUCUCUGUUUUAGUAAAAGGGCUUGGGUGCUCGGGGGAAAUAACAAAACAAGUAAUGGUACUACUAGGUUUCCAUCCAAUUGGCGACACAUUUUCUUGUGAAUAUUCUAAAAUCUACAUGAAGAAAAUCUGCGUAUUUUUCCACCAGUGGUGUGUUUCCACCAAACGGACUUGUUGAGGAUAAAAAUCAGUGCAGGAUGACAAAGUGCACACAAAAUAUACUUUUUCACUUAAGUUUUCACGUACCAAAUAAAAAUCUAAAGUUCAGUGUGUUUCCAUUGCAUUUUCAACUCUACCAAUAGUUUUGUUAUAAAAAAAAAACUGUUGGGUAAAAUAGCAAAUUUGCCUACUCUGGUCUUGGUACAUGCGCUCUAACCAACAGCUCACAGAUACAGUGCGGAUAGGCUCGUCUACGUAAUGAGAUUAUUAUGGAUAAGAGCGAGAAAAUUUGUAUUUUUCAAAUGGCAAUCAAGUGUCGAUCAACAUGUCACCAGAAUCAGACCCUGGAGAUUUAUUGGAAAGGAGCAUCAAGAUCACUGUGCACUUUCAUCACCCUGUGAAGUUCUUCAUAAGUUAGGCCUAUUUCAUCUGUAGCCUAAUAAACUGCUUAUCAUCGCGUAACUCAAGGUUUACUUCGAUAUGAUUAUUAUAUGAAUAUUUACCUUUAAAGGCGUUUCCACUGCCAUUUCUCGCAUAAUUAAUAAAAAAAAUGACCAACACCGAAAGAUCCCACCCCGUCAAACAAACAAAUGAUCUUUUGGCAUUUAUAAAAUUGUACCUAAACUUCCUGUUUCCAUCACAGAUGUCGUGAUUUAAAAAAAUUAUACGGUAUGACCUUACUCACAUAAAAACUGGGGAUGGAAACGUCUUAUAUUAUUUGUGACCUCAGACAUACUUUGAAACCUCAAAGGUACAAUAUAAAAGCGUUCUGAAUUAGGAGAAUAACUUGGGAAGUAAAUGUUCAAAGUAAAAGACCCCAAAGCAACAUGUUUUAGUUUAGUAAAGAUGGAGAUACUCAGGAUAUCCCAGCAAUCAUUUGGGUUUUAAGUGCAUCUUUCAACUUUCAGUACUUAAGUUUCUCUUUUGUAGUGCCAUAAUUGGUUUUACUACAGGUUCCUUGUGUGUACUGCAAGAGUUUGCUAGUAGUGCCUUUUCAGUCAUAGGAAAAUCCUCUCUAAAUCAACUCUGAUAUCAUUUAAUUAAGAUUGCCAUGUUUUGUUUCUCAAACUUCCUUGAAUACACCUUUUUGUUGCUUUUUGACAUGUGUACAUAUUUUUCUCAUCCAAGUUCUUUAAAAUGUUUAUAUGAAUUUGACAUGUGCCUUUUCUACUUCAUAACCUGCUGAGCAAUUGUUUCCAACAUUUAGUAUCACUGAUAUGAGUAUGAAACUCAAUAUUGCAGUUCAUUGUCACUUUUUGGUACACAGCUGCCACUUAUUUGUUCUGAUGUGGAUUUAAAAACAGGGAAUAACAAAAAUGUAGUUUUGCUUUUUUUGACUGGAUAUUGUUGUACUGUGUAGAAUUGCUUGAAUGGGGUUAGGCCCAUUUUAAGUGCAUUAAUCUACAAACGGGAUUGUUUUCAAAUUGUUAAAUGUAUUCUUGCCGAUUAUGAGCGUGCAACCCUUGUUGUAACCUACCCAAAUUGCAUUGAUUACAAUAAAGGGAAACAAUCAGUUUAAAUCAUAAACAUCACACAGUGUUAUGUUGCUAAAUGUCCCAAGGAAGGGGAAUCUGCAUAAUUGAGGUCUGGACACAUGAAAGGAAGAUAAAACCCAGAUAUUAGCUACAGCUUAUCUUAUUGCUUUUGAGAAACUCUGCUUAUCAACCUAUGGAUUCCUGAUGUUUUAUCGUGUUGAUGCUGGAUAAGUAGCGUUCUUUAGAAAGCGAAGGGAAAUAAAUAGUUUAAUUUAAGGCUAACUCUUAUAGAGUUGUUGGAGCUCAAAUCUUGAGCCCAAUUCAGUCUGAACCGUACUGUGAUGAUGGCUCUAUUUUCAUUUCACACUGCAACUGUGGUGAAUGUGUUACUGAACCAGCUCAGUUCAGCUCGGUUGGGCUCAGUAGUGUGAAAAAGGAAUUGUGUUCCCUACUUCAAAAAAAGCUUAGGGUUUUUUGUUGUACUAACUUGCCUUCCUGCAAAAAGGACUUCAUGAAUUGACAAUGGGAUGGAAACGUUGUGAACUAACAGAAUGGCACAUUGGGACUAGUUUUGAUGCCUAAUAGAGAUGUCAUUGAUUUAAUGUAUGUUUGGCCUUAUUUCCCCCUCUUUAAUUUGCCCGGUCUUGUCGUGCACAUUGAUGCCGGGUUGUUUCUAUACUCACUAGUACGAUAUGUAUGCGGUAUGUAUACAUUUUGCACAAAGCACUCACUCUGUAUGUACAUAUGCAUUUUAUAUUUUGUAUUAUUUAUACAGGUGCCAUUGUUGAAGGGUUGAGGAAUACAUGGAAGGUUAGAUAAACGUUAGAUCACUGUUACAAUUACAUCCAAAUGUCAUGUUUGCCUGCAUGUAUAGUAUGUGUGUGUACCUACACUGUACCUGUAUGAUUGUGGGAGAGGGAUGCUCUAACUUACCCCAGUAGGCCUAGGAUUGUGUGCUGCCUGAACUUGUCCAUUUCUUUCCACCUCAGUAUGUCAAAGUCAAUUUACAUUUGAGUAAUUUAGCAGACACUCUGAUCCAGAGCAUACAUUUUUUCCCAUACUGGUCCCCCAUGGGAAUCGAACACACAACUUGCCAUUGCAAGCACCAUGCUCUACCAACUGAGCCACAUGGGACACUGACAAGGACCUAUAAGGACAUUUUUCCUGCCACCACUACUUCUAUAUAGGCCUAGGCGACAGGAUCUCUCCAUGCUAAGGGAUCCCAUGGUAUUCCCCCAUGAGUAGCCUGGUCGGUCUCAGAUUGGUUUAUGCUGUUGGCAGCUCCUAUGGUCAAUGUAACAACAAACAAUGACCGUAGGAGUUGACGAGACAGUGCAAACAGAUCUGGGACCAGGCUACAUCAUCAACACCCUGCAAGGUAAAAUCACACUGCUAGAUUUCUGUUCAUGUUUUCAGACCCUGUUUCAUAUAGGCCUACUGAUAGUUGUGGCUGGUAGAUAUUUGGCCUCCCUUCCACUGUAUUUUAUAUAGCCUAUAGCACGCUGCAUUUUUGGAGGGGUCUGCAAAUGAAGGUAAAAAAAGAUGAAUAAAGUGAUUUUUUUUCCUGA
This is a messenger RNA of Oncorhynchus nerka (sockeye salmon), 11951 nucleotides long. Its product is annotated as adenylate cyclase type 9-like. The coding region runs from base 1943 to 6700 and encodes 1585 amino acids. Gene Ontology annotation, biological process: cyclic nucleotide biosynthetic process; intracellular signal transduction; adenylate cyclase-activating G protein-coupled receptor signaling pathway. The transcript has 10 exons. Lineage: Eukaryota; Metazoa; Chordata; Actinopteri; Salmoniformes; Salmonidae. Gene Ontology annotation, cellular component: plasma membrane. The record is from RefSeq and is a predicted model, not a curated record. Gene Ontology annotation, molecular function: adenylate cyclase activity.